Molecule: messenger RNA, 408 nt
Organism: Morus notabilis
Lineage: Eukaryota; Viridiplantae; Streptophyta; Magnoliopsida; Rosales; Moraceae
Product: 14 kDa proline-rich protein DC2.15
Exons: 1
Coding region: 1-408 (135 amino acids)
Source: RefSeq, a predicted model, not a curated record
AUGGCUUUUAAGGCUGCUGCUUCAACUACUGCUCUCCUGUUGUGUCUCAACUACCUUGUUUUCUUCACUUUGGUGAGUGGAAAUUAUUGCCCACCACCACCAAAGCCCAGGCCACCAACCCCAAAGCCCAGCCCAAGUCCCUCUAAGGCCACUUGCCCAAAGGACACCCUUAAGUUUGGGGUGUGUGCUGACUUGUUGAAUGGCUUAGAGCAUGUUAUUGUGGGGACCCCACCAGUGACCCCUUGUUGUUCUCUUCUCAAAGGCCUCGCUGAUGUUGAAGCUGCUGUUUGCCUCUGCACUGCCAUUAAGGCCAAUGUUUUGGGGAUCAAUCUAAAUAUUCCAGUCUCCUUGAGCUUGCUCUUGAACUACUGUGGCAAGAAGGCUCCUAAGGGCUUCCAGUGUGAAUAA